AUGCAUGAAGUGGAUGCCAUCACCAAACUGACAGCCCAAGUGGAAGCAUUGAUAAAGAUGAUGGCUCAAGUGUAUCAAGUAAUUUCCUUGAGAAGUGGAAAAGAAUAUGAGGGGCCAACGGCUAAGCAACAAGUGGUUAAAGAGAAGCAUGAUCAACAGGCACAGGCUGAAGUGGAUAAGAAGCAAGCUGAAGAGCAGAAAUUGUACAUCAACAAUCCAUUCGUGGAGGCCUUGGAAAAAAUACCAACCUAUUUGAAGUUCAUGAAGGAUAUUUUAGCCAAGAAAAGAAAAAUAGAAGAAUAUAAGAUGGUGGCACUUACUGAGGAGUGUAGUGCGAUCCUGCAAAAGAAACUACUACUCAAGCUUAAAGAUUCUAAUAGUCCCAAUAUUCCAGGCUCGAUAGGGAGUUUGAUGGAAACAAAAGCUCUAUGUGAUAUGGGAGCGAGUAUUAACUUAAUGCCCUUGUCUAGUUUUAAAAGACUAAUAUUAGGAGAAGCCAAGCCUACAGUAGUGGCAUUACAAAUGGCAGACCAUUCUUUGACUCAUCCUCGGGAUAUAAUUGAAGAUAUUUUGGUGAAAAUUGGAGAAAGAUGA
Messenger RNA from Cannabis sativa, 594 nucleotides. RefSeq lists its product as uncharacterized. NCBI's taxonomy places the organism in Eukaryota, Viridiplantae, Streptophyta, Magnoliopsida, Rosales, Cannabaceae. The coding region runs from base 1 to 594 and encodes 197 amino acids. The record is from RefSeq and is a predicted model, not a curated record. The transcript has 3 exons.